Gossypium arboreum is the source of this 1802-nucleotide messenger RNA. RefSeq names its product mitogen-activated protein kinase homolog MMK2. The record is from RefSeq and is a predicted model, not a curated record. The transcript has 6 exons. Gene Ontology annotation, molecular function: MAP kinase activity; ATP binding. Gene Ontology annotation, biological process: protein phosphorylation; intracellular signal transduction. Bases 539 to 1651 code for a protein of 370 amino acids. Gene Ontology annotation, cellular component: nucleus; cytoplasm. NCBI's taxonomy places the organism in Eukaryota, Viridiplantae, Streptophyta, Magnoliopsida, Malvales, Malvaceae.
UAUAAGAUUAAAAUGUGAGAGAUGAAAGAAGUGGAGAAUGUGCCUGCAGCCGCAAAUGGAAAAUAUCUUCUUCAUCUAGUUUCUAUCAUAAAUCUCAGUUCUUCUUGAUUGGUUAAACUUAACCAACAGUACGGACAGGAGAAUAACAAUAACUUUGACUACAUGAAACAGAAAAGUCAUCCUUUUUUCCAGAAACGACUUCCAACAGGCAAUUUCUUUGAACUGUAAACCCUUUUUCCCUGGAAAAAGCCAUCAGGAUAGAAAAAUAAAGCCAAGUUUUAUAAAAGAAAAGAACAAAACAAGUGGGAAUCUUCACGGAACUCUCGAGCUUUUCUAGUUCAAAAGGUUCACACUCAUCUUCCAAUAUAUAUAUAUAUAUAAAGAAAGAGUUCAUACCUACCCACGCGCUCUCCCAAAUUGUAACCCUCAUUUCUUCACUUUUUCCUGUCUCUGAAUUUCAGCUGUUAUUAACAUUACACCAGAAAAAUCUUUCUUUCAAUUCGGGUUCUGAGUUGGGUUCGGGUUAUAUCCAGGAAACAUGUCAAUGGGGUCAGGGGAUCAAAGCAUCAAAGGUAUACCAACUCAUGGUGGACGCUAUGUUCAGUACAACGUUUAUGGUAACCUCUUCGAAGUUCCCUCAAAAUAUGUUCCUCCUCUUCGCCCCAUCGGCCGAGGUGCUUAUGGUAUUGUCUGUGCUGCUGUGAAUUCAGAGACACAGGAGGAGGUUGCUAUCAAGAAAAUCGGUAAUGCAUUUGACAACCGGAUCGAUGCCAAAAGGACAUUGCGAGAGAUCAAGCUUCUUCGUCACAUGGAUCACGAGAAUGUGGUUGCCAUCAAGGACAUAGUACGGCCUCCACAGUGGGAGAACUUUAAUGAUGUUUACCUCGUUUAUGAACUGAUGGACACUGAUCUUCAUCAAAUUAUAAGAUCCAAUCAACCAUUGACAGAUGAUCAUUGUCGGUACUUUCUAUAUCAGAUUCUUCGAGGGCUCAAAUAUGUACAUUCAGCAAAUGUUUUGCAUCGCGAUUUAAAGCCUAGCAAUUUAUUUUUAAACGCGAAUUGUGACCUUAAAAUUGGAGACUUUGGGCUUGCAAGGACAACAUCUGAAACUGAUUUCAUGACAGAAUAUGUUGUUACUCGUUGGUACCGGGCACCGGAAUUGCUUCUGAAUUGUUCUGAAUACACCGCUGCAAUUGAUAUUUGGUCGGUGGGCUGCAUACUUGGCGAAAUCAUGAGUAGACAACCCCUCUUCCCUGGCAAAGAUUACGUGCAUCAGUUGAGGCUUAUCACAGAGCUUAUAGGUUCUCCUGAUGAUUCCAGCCUUGGGUUCCUUCGAAGUGACAAUGCACGAAGAUAUGUUAGACAGCUUCCACAAUACCCAAGGCAAAAUUUCUCUUCUAGAUUUCCUAACAUGUCACCUGGUGCCAUUGAUCUGCUAGAAAAGAUGCUCAUCUUUGAUCCCCAUAGGCGCAUUACAGUGGAUGAGGCUCUAUGCCACCCUUACUUGGCACCACUUCAUGAUAUCAAUGAGGAGCCAGUUUGCCCAAUGCCUUUCAGUUUUGAUUUCGAGCAACCAUCUUUUACUGAAGAAAACAUCAAGGAGCUAAUUUAUAGGGAAUCGGUAAAAUUCAAUCCAGACCCAAUGUAUUAAGGCUUAUAUGUAUUGUAUUUGUAUAUGACUCUGCAAGUGUGUGCCUAGCGGCAUUACCGUUUGUGACCCAUCAUUCCCCUUUGUGAUUAGAAACAUUAAGAAUAGAAUACUCUUAAACUGAAUGACAGUUUAUUCACCUUCUUUUGCAACA